AAAUAAUUAAAAAACAAUUGGAGUCGGCAAGGAGUGCAGGAUCCCGACAGCAUGCUGCAAGCGAUGCGACGAAGCUCACGCGUCCAAGCCCGGGUCGAGGCCGCUGCCGACGCGCCGCCGAGCCGAGAGGCGUCGCCAAGCCCCGAGCGCAAGCCGCCCAGCCGCGCCAAGGCGGCGCCGCAGCACCCACGGAAAGCGGCCUUGAAGAAGCCCAAGCAGGGCGCGGACGAUGGCAGCGAAGACUCGGACGUGGACAUUCUGCGCCAGCUCAAGGACACGCGACCCAUCAAGAAGCGCGUGAACAAGCGCAAGGAAACGGCGAGUGGUAUUCCGCUCCUCGACAGCCUCGACGCGCUCCUCGCGGCCGACAGCGCCGAAGUCGAGAAGAAGAAGGAACACACGCGCAAGCUGCAAAAGAUCAUGCAAGAGACGGCCGAGAUCCAGGAGCAAGACCACGUCAUGGACAGCGAGAUCGCGGCCAACCUCAAGGACCUCCAGGCCGACGAACACCUCUUCUCGAUCGAAAAGCAGGCCGAGACCGAGCAAUUUGGCUACGUCUUUGAGCCUAUGACCGAGCCGAUUCCGCUGCCCCGUUUCGAGAGCGUCAAGACGGACGACGCGGACCUGGCUCUUCUCUACGACGCGAUCGCCCUGGCCACAGACAACCUCGAAGAGCUCGGGUCGCUCCUUCACUCCAAAAUCAUCUUGAUCUAUUUGCAUGAGAAAUGCGGGCUCGUCGAAGCCCCUGCGCCGAUUACCGCCUACCUCUUUGCCCUUGUCGGCGCCCACCCGAAUGACCACAUUGUCCGCGGCGCCUUUCUCAACCUGUUCCUCCUUCUGACAUCCAACAAGAGCGACAUCGUCCAGUUUACGAACGGCCUCCCGUCGGCGCUUCUCGCCCAGCACGUCCCGCUGCCGAUCAGUAUGGCCGCCAAGAGCUUGGAGCUCGACCAUUUUCUCGCAACCUUCAAGCUCUACGGCUUCCAGGAGACGAAGCGCGGGCUCAACAGCGUCCAGCGUGCGUCGACGCGUGAGACGACAACAGUCAAUGACGCGCUGCCGUUCCCGUCGCUCAACAUGGAGUACACGGUCAUGGUCUUCAUCCUCGCGCUCCGCACCGAGAGCAUGAAGCUGCCCGACUUUGACACGUUUUGCGCGGUUGUAUUCUUUCUCCGGCUGCAGUUUGAGACGACGAUCCGCCCGCAGCUGCUCGAGCUCACGUCGUAUGCGCUGGAAGCGCUCUUAGACCAGUUUACCCCGCGCGAGUGGCGACGCGACUAUGCGCGCAAGCUCAUCAUGAAGAUUGCGAGCGGCAGCGAAGGCUACUUCAAGUCGGCGGCGGGCUGGCUCACGAUCGCCCGGCGGCUGCCGCGCACGGACCGUGGCACGCAGCUCACGACCGGCCUUGCGGUCUACGUGCUGCAGCACCGCAUCGACCAAAACGGCGCCGCCAACGAGGAACCGCUCGAGUUUCCUGUCGGCUACCACAUUGUGAUCGACAUUGUCGCAGCGCUCGUCGACUCGCUCACGCACACGUAUGCGCAAAACAACGUGCACGUGACCGCGCCGCCCUACGAGAUGAUUUGCAUGAAGAUCGGGCUCAUGGACCUCGCGCUCCAAGCCUAUCUGAAUGACGCCAAGACCCAAGACAUUUCGCUGCUCUUGGGCAAACUCGACUUGCUCGCGGACGCCAACAAGGCGAUGCAGUGCGAAGAAUGGCACCAGCUCAAGACACUUGUGAGCUUGAUGCACCGCAAGUAUGCGCCCGAGCACCUUCGCGUUGGCCGCUCCGAGCCACCAAAGGCCAAGAAGCCCCUCGUCUUUGACGAAUAGCUGUUGAUAUCGCAUGAACCACAUCUAGUUAUUGUGCGUUGGAAAUCUGGAUCUGGA
Molecule: messenger RNA, 1890 nt
Organism: Saprolegnia diclina VS20
Lineage: Eukaryota; Oomycota; Saprolegniomycetes; Saprolegniales; Saprolegniaceae
Exons: 8
Coding region: 52-1833 (593 amino acids)
Source: RefSeq, a predicted model, not a curated record